AUGACUUCAACCCCAGAGAUGACUUCAACCCCAGAGAUGACUUCAACCCCAGAGAUGACUUCAACCCCAGAGAUGACUUCAACCCCAGAGAUGACUUCAACCCCAGAGAUGACUUCAACCCCAGAGAUGACUUCAACCCCAGAGAUGACUUCAACCCCAGAGAUGACUUCAAACCCCAGAGAUGACUUCAACCCCAGAGAUGACUUCAACACCCCCAGAGAUGACUUCAACCCCAGAGAUGACUUCAACCCCAGAGAUGACUUCAACCCCAGAGAUGACUUCAACACCCCAGAGAUGACUUCAACCCCAGAGAUGACUUCAACCCCAGAGAUGACUUCAACCCCAGAGAUGACUUCAACACCCCAGAGAUGA
This is a messenger RNA of Condylostylus longicornis, 372 nucleotides long. RefSeq names its product integumentary mucin A.1-like. Bases 1 to 372 code for a protein of 123 amino acids. The transcript has a single exon. The record is from RefSeq and is a predicted model, not a curated record. Lineage: Eukaryota; Metazoa; Arthropoda; Insecta; Diptera; Dolichopodidae.